Centropristis striata (black sea bass) is the source of this 4369-nucleotide messenger RNA. It is a transcript of the gene pelp1, whose product is annotated as proline, glutamate and leucine rich protein 1. The coding region runs from base 60 to 3902 and encodes 1280 amino acids. Lineage: Eukaryota; Metazoa; Chordata; Actinopteri; Perciformes; Serranidae. The transcript is spliced from 19 exons. Gene Ontology annotation, biological process: rRNA processing. The record is from RefSeq and is a predicted model, not a curated record. Gene Ontology annotation, cellular component: nucleus.
AGUCGCAUUCGACGUCACUCAGUCGCACACUGGUGACGUCGGCUUGGCAGCGAGGCAAGAUGGCUACCUCGGCUUGGCUGCGCGGCCCGUCCGCGAUGCGACUAACGGAGGGUUUGGUGUCGGUUCUGAAGGAGCAGCGUCCGGAGCAUUUACCUGCCCUGCUGGCCAGCUACAGGGAGCACGGGGUCUUCCAGACACAGGGCGCGAGCGCCGUCGGGGGUCUCGUGGGGUUCAGCAAUGCCAAACUGGGCUCGAGCAAGACCAGGUUUGAGGGGCUCUGCCUGCUCUCUAUGCUGGUUAAAGACAGCUCCAGUGAGUUGUUCCAGCAGCACUGUGUGUCCUGGCUGCGCUCCCUGCAGCAGGUCAUACAGUCUCAGGCUCCGGUUCAGACCAUCCAGCUGGCGGUGAACAUUUUGAAGGAUGUGCUGCAGUACUCGUCUCAGCUAGCAGAGCUCGCCCGGGAGGUCGGCCUCAACUCCAUCCUGGGCAUCCUAACGUCUCUGCUGGGUCUCAAGACAGAGUGUGAGCUGGCAGCCAUGGAGGGCAUGACGGCCUGUAUGAGCUACUACCCCAGAGCCUGUGGAUCCCUCAGGGACAAACUGGGAGCCUAUUUCCUCUCCAAAAUGGACAGCACAAACAAGAAAACACAAGAGAUGGCCUGUCAGUGUUACGGGCGGCUGCCCUGCCUGGGCGGCCUGUUGGACAGAGGGGUGGGUGCUGGCAGAGCUGAAGGCUGGACCAAUCAGAUUCACUGCCUGCUGGCCUCAGCCAAUGUCCUGCUGACUCAGAUCUACCAGGGUUCAGAAACAGAUGGAACGGUGCAAUAUGAAGGUCCGGGGGUGGAGUUGGCCUUUCCUCACCUCGACCAAUCAGAUCCUCUGCUGCUGCUGCAGCUCCAGCACAGAUACACAGCGGUCUGCCUGGCACUCAAACACACACUCAGGGUGGAUCCAGCCUCUGCUGUCCGUCUGCCUGUCAGAUCAAUACUCAACCUGGUGUGCAGAGUCCUCGCUGUCAGCUCCAAGAGCAUAAACUUAACAGGAGACGGGAGUGUGAGGUUGCUGGUCCUCCCCAUCAUACACACCAACACACUGGAGAUCUUAUCAGCUCUUAUCACAGCUGUGCGUAGCGGCAUGGUUCAGUUCGCUGCUGUCCUACAGAGACUUUUUUCUCAAACCCUGUCAGCCUGGACGCCUCUACCUGAAGCCAGUCUGGGACAGCAAAGAGCCUACAGCUCAGUGCGGGUAUCAGUGUACAGGACCUUAGAGCUGUGGGUCCAGGUGGCCGGAGCCUCUUCCAGCAUCCUUCAGGGAAGCCCCGGUCACUCAGAGCUCCUCUUUAGUCACCUGCUGAGUGACAUCACACCAGGGGCGGAGUCUGUCAAGCUCCGGGCGGGGCUGUCAGCUGAUGCCGUACCUGGAGGCAAGCCUGGACCACGGAGGACAAAACCUCUGGUGAUGGCAGACUCUGUCGGGACGUCCCUCCAGAGGAAAGGAGACCUCGUGGCCAAUCAGGACACGUGCCUGUCCGCCCUAAGGGCUCUGAGGCAGAUCAUCCUGAGCAGCGGCACGCUGCUGAAAGACGAUAUACACAAGCGUCUCCAUGACGUCGUGCUGCCGCUGUGCGUGCGUCUCCAGCAGCAACAGUCCAGCAGCAGCACUUCCUGUGAAACAGCAGGGGGCGUCAGCGGGCAGUACAACAGUGCCCUCACCAGACGAGAGCUCUUCAGGUUGUUGCUGGCUCUGGUCCUGGUCCCGUCCCCCUGCUGGCCUCCUCCGCUGACCUGCGCCGUGUCCAUCCUCAGCAACGGACGCAACGACCGCAACCUUAAGGUCUCUACGUUCUGCACCGAGGCUCUGACCGUCUGUAACUCCCUCCUCCACCCCCGCACUCCCUCCAUCGCCCUCCCCCUCCCACCCCUCACCCUGAAACCCACGCCCUCCGCUCCGGUCCUCCCCUCCUCCCAGGGACCCACCCCCGGACUCACCUUGCCGACGCUCCUUGGAGGCCCCGCCCCCGGCCCCCCCUUCCCCACCCGCCACUCCCUCGGCCUGGGUCCCGCUUCCCUACUGGGUUCUCUUGAGAACCACCUCUCCCUGGUUCCCGGGCUGCCGGGCCAGGCCCCCACCCCGGCAGACAUGAUCCUGUCCCCGCACGCACACCACCAGCAGGACCCCGCGGGGCUGGGCCUCCCGGAGGGGCAGAGACCCGUGUUCGUGCGCUACGACCGCGAGGAGGCGGAGGACGUGGAGAUCUCUCUGGCCAGCGACUCUGACGACAGCGUGGUCAUCGUCCCCCCGGGGAUGCUGAACAUGGAGAACCAGCAGGACGAGACGGCAGCAGCUGCAGCUAAUCCUCAGAACAUGGCCUCCGCUGCACCAGGGGGCACUACAGUCACACUACCAGGAGCAGAGCCGGUUACCAUGGUGCCCACCACGGCAACAACAACCACAAUAGACAGAGUGUCGCUCCCCAACGACCUCUCCACCUCCUCCCCUCUGCUCACCACCUCCACCACCCCCAUAAACUCCUUCCCUCCGUCCAGCUCCUCCGUGGUCUCCCUGGUGCCCCCUUUGACCUCCAGCGCCCUGGCGGCUCCGCCCGGCGGUCUGGGGGACUCGUUGCCCGGGCGACCCCAGCUCCAGCAGAUGCUGAUGCAGCCCUCGGCCCCGGGCCAGCCGGGCCCCAUGGGCCUCCCGCUCCAGAUGCACCAGCUGCAGAACCAGCUGAGUCAGCAGGGGCGCCACCUCCACCAGCACCAACCGCCGCCCGCCAGCAACGAGGACUCGGCCGUCAUCAACAUCAACAGCACGGACGAGGAGGAGGAAGAGGAGGAGGACAUGGAGGACGACGAAGAGCUGGAGGAGGAGGAGGAAGGGAUGGACGAGGAGGACGAGGAGGAGGACGUGAGCGAUUUUAACGACGACGAGUUUUACGACGGCGAAGAGUACGGGUACGACGAAGAAGAGGGGGAGGAGCUGGAGGAAGAGGAGGAGGAGGAGGAAGAGGAGGACGGGGACAUUCCUCCACUGGAGGGAGCAGAGGAGAAGGCCGGGGAGGCGGGGUUAGAGGGCGGGGAGGUGCUCAGGGUGGCAGCAGAAGAAGCAGGCAUGGCUGCGUUCAGCGUGGAGGGAGAAGCAGGAGGAGGCAUAGAGGAGAUCCCCACCAACAGGUCCAUGUUCGGGGACGACAGGAUGAAGGUGCAGAAGGUGGAGAGCAUCGGGGUCCUGGAGGCGGCGCAGGAGGAGCAGGGGGAGGAGGACGAGAGCGAGAGGAUGGACGACCCCACCAUGCCACAGAUCUUGUGUGUCACCGGCGGAGCGCUGGAGGAGAGAGAGGAGGCCGAGGAGGAGGGAGGGGCAGCGGGAGGAGGAGAGGGAGGAGGAGGAGGAGAGAGAGCAGCGCUGCAGGAGGAGGCCCGGUCCUGGGAGCAAGGAGCCGACGAGAUCGAGCUGACUGCUGCCUCGGAAGAAUCCACAACUAAUCAGAAUCAACAGGAGCCAGGAGCUGAACCUGCACAGGAAGCCAGUGUGAGUGACAGCCAGCCAUCCAGUCAUCAGGAGGAGACGCUCGCCGCUGCUGAAGAGAGAGAUGCCGUGGCAGCAGAGCCCGAAACCUCAGCCAGCCCCAACACAAAAGAGCAAGAGGAGACAGACACUGACAAAAGAGAGCAAGUUAAAGCAGAGCAGCAGGAGACAGAAGGAGUAGGAGGGAGAGAGAGUGAUGGGGAGGAGGGGAAAGGAGUGAAGAGGAAGAGAGAGGAGGCACGAAACGAGGAAGAGGCGGGCCAAUGCACUGAGAAGAAGAAGCUGGAUGAUGAAGCCAUGGCCUCCAUGUUGGCUGAUUUUGUCGCCUGUCCACCUGACGACGAAGACGGUGCCUCUGGAUCGAACCGCUCAUAAAUAAAUGCCAACCUGAACUGAUGCAAUCACAGUAACCAUGGAUACAGCAGACACUGCUAGGAUACGGAAUCAUGAUGACAUUUGCGAGGUUUAGUUACCUCGUACGACCUUAUGAUGACACCUUCCAGUCCUUCUUCAGUGUUGACAUCAACGGCCCAAAUGUGGCCUCCGGGUUCCUUUUUCUCCACAGUAUUGCCAAAUCCAAGCUACACCAUGGGAACGUUUUGCUGUCACUUGGCAAGAACAAGUUUUACAUGAGCUAAAAGAAGCAGUACAUUGCCCAACAGCCAGGCAUUACUCACAAUACUAGCCUUUGUUCUUGUAUACAGUACAUAGUAUCCUACAACUAGUGUUUGAUGUGCUUUCCUUGGAUUUAUAUGUGUCUUUUAUGCUCUUUGUUUUGUCAUCAAUGUCAUCUGCUUUGAUAUGAAAAAGUAAAAAAAAAUAAAACAGGAGUUACAUACACA